Molecule: messenger RNA, 1497 nt
Organism: Zophobas morio
Lineage: Eukaryota; Metazoa; Arthropoda; Insecta; Coleoptera; Tenebrionidae
Product: zinc finger protein 711-like
Exons: 1
Coding region: 1-1497 (498 amino acids)
Biological process (GO): positive regulation of transcription by RNA polymerase II
Cellular component (GO): nucleus
Source: RefSeq, a predicted model, not a curated record
AUGUCACUUUGGGAAUACCCCGAGAAGUCUUUAACAAAACCGGAGCUUUGCCCCGUGAAAGUCCACACCUGCGACGCUUGUUCCUACUUUACGGUCUCCAACCUCCGCCUGGCGCACCACCGCAAGAUCCACCAUUCAUCGCUGCUGCAUUUCAAGUGUGAAAGCAGCAAUCUCGAACUAUACUCAUGCAAACAGUGCAACUUCCAAACCGAACUAACCCUUCUUUUCAAACAACACCAGGAAACCCAUCACCGACUAAACAAAGAUUCCACAGACGACCCACACACCAUCCGUAACUACGUUUGCGCCAAGUGCAACUUCGAAACCCACUUUUCGAUCAAGUGGCUUCAACACCAACUAGAGUGUCCUGGAAGCGCAGAAAAAUUAAUUUUUGAUGAAGAUGAAACGAAGAAAGCCGCCUACACGUGGUUUUGUGAGGAGUGUGAUUGUAAAUAUAAAACGAAAUACGCCUUGAAGGCGCACAUUAUGGUGAAACAUUCACACGACGACGAAAUCCGCUGGUUUUUGUGCGAAAUUUGUGCCUACAGGACUAAAUAUAAAGCGGGAUUAAGAAACCACAUGAAUGUGCACCAUUUGGACGAAAGUGACGUGAAAUGGUAUCAAUGCAAAGUGUGUACUUUUAAGGCUAAACAUCAGUCGUCUUUACGGUGCCACGUGAACGUGCACCACUCUGAUGUCCACAGUGCCAAGUGGUACGAGUGUGACAAGUGUGAAUUUCGAACGAAACACAACACUUCGUUGCACCAACACGUCCGAAGAUUUCAUUUAGACCAGCAAGAGAUUAAAUGGCACGAAUGUCACGUGUGUGAGUACAAAGCCAAACAAAAAGCGCAUUUACAGAGACACAUAAUCACCCAUCAUUCGGAUGGUCCUGAUGUGGAGUGGUACGAAUGUGAUAAAUGCCAAUAUAAAACUAAACUCAAAGGACUAUUAAAAAGUCACACUAAUUCCCGACACUUGAACGACGAAGACAUUAAGUGGCACUACUGUAAAGAAUGUCCGUACAAAGCUAAAAGGAAUUUUCAUUUGAAAACUCACAUAAAGUCGCGCCAUUCGGGGAAAUCCAGGGUUGUUAAAACAAAAGAACCUAAAAGCUACCAGUGUGACAAGUGCCCGUACAAAUCCAAACUCAAAUGGGACUUGAAAAUUCACAUAAACGCGCGACAUAUGGACGAUAGUGACAUAAAGUGGUUUUGCUGCACGGAGUGUCCAUACAGAGCUAAAAGAAACUGUCAUUUGAAAAGUCACGUGAAUGCGCGCCAUCUGGAUGCGAAUUCUGUAGGUGUUAAGCGGUAUGAAUGUGACAAGUGUGCUUACAAAGCCAAACGAAAAGGUGAUUUGGAAGCUCACGUGAACGCAAGGCAUUUGGAGGGGGACGAAAUUACGUGGUUUGAGUGCACCCUGUGUCCGUAUAGGGGUAAACAAAACGCCCACUUGAGGAAACACAUGAUUGCGCGACAUACGCAGACAAAAUAG